Messenger RNA from Chanos chanos (milkfish), 1089 nucleotides. Its product is annotated as polymeric immunoglobulin receptor-like. The record is from RefSeq and is a predicted model, not a curated record. The transcript is spliced from 7 exons. Gene Ontology annotation, cellular component: plasma membrane. Lineage: Eukaryota; Metazoa; Chordata; Actinopteri; Gonorynchiformes; Chanidae. Gene Ontology annotation, molecular function: transmembrane signaling receptor activity. The coding region runs from base 1 to 1089 and encodes 362 amino acids.
AUGUCCCCCCAGUCACUGCGUGCACAUGUAGGAGAAACAAUUAAUGUGACUUGCCCAGCCCGUAAUUCUGGGCCGGGAACCAGAAAGUUUGUCUGUAAGAAACCAUGCGGUGGGAAUGACGUCAGCAUCAAGUCUGAUCAGCCAUCGCAUGGGAGAUACACAGUGGAGAACUCAGAAACAGGACAGUUCAUUGUGACCAUCAGUAAACUGCAGAAGUCAGAUGCUGGGACAUACCGGUGUGGAGUGGGCGGCUUUAUGUAUCAUGACGUGGAUGUCACAGUUGUGGGCGAUGAUGAAAUUACCACUUCUGUUUUGAAGACGACUACUCAGCCCGCUGUGACAGAUCAUACAGGUGAGAGGUUUGUGAUGUCCCCCCAGUCACUGCGUGCACAUGUAGGAGAAACAAUUAAUGUGACUUGCCCAGCCCGUAAUUCUGGGCCGGGAACCAGAAAGUUUGUCUGUAAGAAACCAUGCGGUGGGAAUGACGUCAGCAUCAAGUCUGAUCAGCCAUCGCAUGGGAGAUACACAGUGGAGAACUCAGAAACAGGACAGUUCAUUGUGACCAUCAGUAAACUGCAGAAGUCAGAUGCUGGGACAUACCGGUGUGGAGUGGGCGGCUUUAUGUAUCAUGACGUGGAUGUCACAGUUGUGGGCGAUGAUGAAAUUACCACUUCUGUUUUGAAGACGACUACUCAGCCCGCUGUGACAGAUCAUACAGGUGAGAGGUUUGUGAUGUCCCCCCAGUCACUGCGUGCACAUGUAGGAGAAACAAUUAAUGUGACUUGCCCAGCCCGUAAUUCUGGGCCGGGAACCAGAAAGUUUGUCUGUAAGAAACCAUGCGGUGGGAAUGACGUCAGCAUCAAGUCUGAUCAGCCAUCGCAUGGGAGAUACACAGUGGAGAACUCAGAAACAGGACAGUUCAUUGUGACCAUCAGUAAACUGCAGAAGUCAGAUGCUGGGACAUACCGGUGUGGAGUGGGCGGCUUUAUGUAUCAUGACGUGGAUGUCACAGUUGUGGGCGAUGAUGAAAUUACCCCUUCUGUUUUGAAGACGACUACUCAGCCCGCUGUGACAGAUCAUAGAGAAUGA